GCUUGCUCUCGUGCUCUCUCGAAGAGUGAACAACAGUCGAACAGUCGCGUGCCUCGUAUGUGUGGAUAGUCGUGCGUUGUGAGCGCGUGUGCGAUUCUAAACCAAAGAUCGAAGAAGAAUUGUUCCGUGCUGACGAAAUAUAAGAGCGUGAAGAAUCGUCACGCAGUUUCGCGAUAAACGAAAUAUCGUUGAUAUCAAGUGUAAUUGUAGGGGUAAAGAGUGUGUUUCAUAUUAUUAUUUUUCGCUCCCUUGUGUGCUCGCGACAGCGCUAAUAAGUGUCAAGAGGGAGAGAGUGAGACGAAGAUAGAAGCACCUACCCGCAUUAACACAUGACAAUGGGUUUGACAAAAUUUUGAGUUUCCUUCCCUGCCUGAAAGGCGGACGAUGCAAUCAAUUUAUUGGACUGGCAGGCUUCUGUCACGAGCGCUAUGGAACGGUUUGUCUUCCCAGAGCCGCGCGAAUAAUGCAUCGUGCACCGAUCCGGAAACGAGCAAACAUUGCGGCGCAUCUUUCGUAUCGGCGGUUUGUGGAUUUCCCAAGGAUUUCAAUCGGGGAAGAAUACGCAAAGGACAAUUUGGCGAUGACGCCUGGUUCGCUGCCAAAUUCAAGGCCGUCGAAGUUAUCGGUGUGGCUGACGGCGUAGGUGGUUGGCGACACUAUGGAAUCGAUCCCGGAGAGUUUUCCAGUUUUUUAAUGAGAACUUGUGAAAGACUAGUCUCAAUGGGCAGGUUUGUGCCCUCCGAACCAGCUGGCCUCCUGGCACGAAGUUACUAUGAACUAUUAGAAAAUAAGCAGCCGAUAUUAGGUAGCAGUACCGCAUGUGUUAUCGUUUUGAAUAAAGAAACGAGCAGCAUCUAUGCGGCAAACAUCGGGGACAGUGGUUUUGUUGUUGUAAGAAAGGGCGAAGUUGUGCAUCGGUCAUCAGAACAACAACACUAUUUUAACACACCUUUUCAAUUGUCAUUGCCACCACCAGGCCAUUCCGGCUUGGUACUUAGCGACAGUCCAGAAUCGGCGGACACAUCCAGUUUCGGGGUCGAGGAUGGUGACGUAAUACUUCUCGCGACUGAUGGUGUAUUCGACAAUGUGCCUGACCAAUUGCUAGUCACGGAAAUGCAAAAAAUCGAGGGCGAGCGUGAUCCGACAAAAAUUCAGGGCGUAGCUAAUUCAAUAGCCUGGAUGGCGAGAAGUCUCGCAUUCGAUGGGUCUUUUAUGUCGCCAUUUGCGCAGAGUGCCAGGCAAAAUGGCAUAGAUGCCAUAGGUGGUAAACCGGAUGACAUAACGGUGCUGUUAGCGACAGUUGCGAUGUAACAAACGAGUGACGAACGCGACAGAAGAGAAAAACGAUGCUGAAUGUAUAAUAGGCUCCUCCCCCCUUGUUCUCCACCCCUUCCCCAAUCAUUGUAUUAUAGUUCAUGUUUCAUUGCAUAUAUAUAUGUACGUAGUUACGCAUCUCAGUAUCCCCGAAAUAACGAUGAUUGUAACGAGCGUUGAGGAAAAAAAUCGGUUUCGAGAGAAGAGCCCAACCAACGAUUUUGUGAAUCGAUUCGUCGAUAUUUUAAAGACGAACAAAUGCCGCUUUGUGGUAAUAUACACUAGUAAAAAAUAA
This is a messenger RNA of Venturia canescens, 1609 nucleotides long. RefSeq names its product protein phosphatase PTC7 homolog. NCBI's taxonomy places the organism in Eukaryota, Metazoa, Arthropoda, Insecta, Hymenoptera, Ichneumonidae. Gene Ontology annotation, cellular component: mitochondrion. The transcript is spliced from 5 exons. Gene Ontology annotation, biological process: protein dephosphorylation. Gene Ontology annotation, molecular function: protein serine/threonine phosphatase activity. The record is from RefSeq and is a predicted model, not a curated record. The coding region runs from base 385 to 1311 and encodes 308 amino acids.